Molecule: messenger RNA, 424 nt
Organism: Prorocentrum cordatum
Lineage: Eukaryota; Dinophyceae; Prorocentrales; Prorocentraceae
Source: the annotation of a GenBank genome assembly
AGGCAAUCGCUUCGAGACCCUCCCGGCCUGGAGUCUCACCUGGGACGCGCGGCGGAUGAGCGCGGCGCACGUGAUGUCGCCCCGACAGGCGAGGCUCUUCGAGGAGGACGGCAAGGAGACCGAGGAGAAACACGGCAGGCUCGACGGUUUCAUGAUCAAGCCCGGGUCUUCCACCAACAUCAUAUGGGACGUCAUCGGCCUGCUCGCCGUGGCGUGGGACUGUGUUGCAGUACCGCUUGCUUUCUUCGAUCCUCCCGACUUCUUUAGCACGACGUCAGCUCCGUCUUGGAUGGGACGGGUAUACUGGACCAUCAACAUGGCGGUGUGCUUCGUAACUGGCUACGUCGAUCACACUGGCACUCUCGUGAUGGAUCGCCAGAGGAUCGCAAAGAGGUACGCGAAGUCCAUCUGGCUGCCCCUGGAC